This is a messenger RNA of Cladocopium goreaui, 525 nucleotides long. NCBI's taxonomy places the organism in Eukaryota, Dinophyceae, Suessiales, Symbiodiniaceae. The record is from the annotation of a GenBank genome assembly.
AUGCUGAGCAUCCUCCGCAAGCGGCGGCCGCGGCUGGAGGGCGACCAAUUCAUUGGGAGCCUCAGAGUACGGAUGCCACUGGAGGAGGGCGUGAAAGAUCUACAAGUUCAAGUGCACUAUCCAGGCAACAAGGACGGAGAGCUGCUGACAAACGACAGGUUUCCGCUGAUGCGCCCGGAAGUCUUGCAAGCCAUCGGCGACGCCAAGGGCAUCCCAGCUUCGGCCUUGCGCUCGCUGUUCGGCGGCAGCAUGCAGGAAGAUCCCAGUUGCGAGGUCUCCACGGCCUCCAAGUGGCCCAUUGCGGUCUUCACCAGUGGGUCGCCCGUCACUGAGGUGGAAGCCAUAGGGGCUUUGCAGAUCUGGGGUUCUUGUGAGAUGUACACCCAAUUCCUACGUGAUUUGGCCUCCUAUGGCAUGGUGGUGAUUGCCAUCGAACACGAGGAGCAGCUGCAGCUUAUGAAGCUAAGAACUGUAUUUAUGAGUUUUGUUUUGCGAUUGAUAUACAGUAGUGCAGCAGAUAAAUAA